Cryptomeria japonica (Japanese cedar) is the source of this 1359-nucleotide messenger RNA. Its product is annotated as probable F-box protein At4g22030. The record is from RefSeq and is a predicted model, not a curated record. The transcript has 3 exons. Lineage: Eukaryota; Viridiplantae; Streptophyta; Pinopsida; Cupressales; Cupressaceae. Bases 1 to 1359 code for a protein of 452 amino acids.
AUGGAGGCUCUGAAGCUAACAAGAGCUCUUAAGAGUAACACAGCUUUGCAGACAGUGACACAGAAACAUGGUCAUGUAAGAUUAGCGAAUUAUGCGAAUAAAUCAUGGCGUAUAAAUCUUGAUCGUCGUGAGAGUGGCCCCGCAAUGAUUGUGGCUUCGUUGGAUGGUCCAAGCACAAGCACAAGAUACCUGCAGCAGAAGCAAGCUGACUUGUUCAUACGCCCGCUAACCCAGUUUCACAUGGACCAAAACCCGAACAAAGAUGAAGAGAUGGUUGUGGCAAAGCUGCGUUUGGUGGCGGCAGCAGCGGCAGACCGGGCAGAAAUGCACGGUGUCCUGGCAGAGCAAAGAGACGGAUGGAACAAACUCCUCCUCGCUUCCCUCACCAACAUCACGCUCGCCGCGCUCAUUCUCCAGGCUUUACCCAACAACGAUAGUAAUAACGUUGUCGCCACACUUUUGUAUGGCUUCUCCACAGCUUUGAUGUGCGGUGUAAACAAAAUCCAGCCUUCGCAGCUAGCGGAGGAGCAGAGAAUGGCGGCGCGGCUCUUCCGUCAGCUCAACACUGACAUCCACACAAACCUUGCUCUGCCUCCCCACCUUCGUCAGGACAAGUGUGCAGAAUCCUUCCUCGCCAAGGCCUACAAAGCGGUGCUUGCAUUGGAUGAGGCUUAUCCUCUGCCUCUCUUCCCCGGUAUGCUCGACAAAUUUCCCAAGAUUGUACGACCGACAGUGUGGUGGCCUCAACAUGAACAAUAUCAUCAAACACAGAACCGACGUCCCCAUACCUUAGUUACCAGAAACGAGAAACGAGAAACGCAACCGCAACGGCAACGUGACGAGAAACCGAAUAAAACGGCCGUUAGAAACGAGAAACGCCCCCAUACUGACAACAACACAACCAUCAAUGGAUGGAGUGCAGAGGUAGAGGAAGAGUUGAGAGGUAUUUCGGAGACGCUUAAAACUGGUGAUAUUGCAGAGUAUGUGGGGCUCAGCCGCAAAGUACUGGGAGCAAACAGUAUUCUUGCAAUAGCCGGCCCGUUGCUCACUGGGAUUGCAGGGGCACUGAAUUUGAAUGGCGCAAUGUUAUCUAUGUCAAUGGUGGCGGGCGUGUUGGGUGUUGUGGGCAACACACUCAGCCAUGCAGGUCAGGUCGGAAUGGUUUUUGAGAUGUACAGAAACUGCGCAGGAUUCUACCAUUUGCUGGACUCCUCCAUCUCAGACACUCUGAGCGAGGCAGAUCCAGAGGAGAGAGAAAACGGAGAGCUAUUCCAUUGGAGAUUGGCCUUGCAGCUGGGUCGCGAUCCUCAUUCUCCUCUUGCAGAUUCUGCCUCCAAAUUUGCCGGCAAGCUUUUCUGA